This is a messenger RNA of Balearica regulorum gibbericeps (East African grey crowned-crane), 741 nucleotides long. RefSeq names its product apolipoprotein L domain containing 1 (gene APOLD1). Gene Ontology annotation, cellular component: membrane; extracellular region. Gene Ontology annotation, molecular function: lipid binding. The record is from RefSeq and is a predicted model, not a curated record. Lineage: Eukaryota; Metazoa; Chordata; Aves; Gruiformes; Gruidae. Gene Ontology annotation, biological process: regulation of endothelial cell differentiation; lipid transport; lipoprotein metabolic process.
AUGGAGAGAAACAGUGCUGCCUUUCCCCAAGCACCAGACCCCACACAUCACUUCCACAUAGCGCUGCUGGAUCAGAGACGGAGGCUGCGUGGCCAAAUUGCUCACCUUCACAAGGUGGCUCGUAAACUCAACAAGCUCCGCAAAAGGUCCGUGAUUGCCAACGUCAGCGGGAGCACCCUGACCGCCGCAGGAGCAGUCACAGCCAUUGUGGGGUUGUCCCUGAGUCCGGCGACGCUGGGAGUCUCUCUCCUGGCAUCGGCUGUGGGUCUGGGCUUGGCCACUGCCGGGGGGGCCGUCAGCAUCACCUCCGAUCUCUCCUUAGUGCUCUGCAAUUCCCGGGAGGUGAAGAAGGUGCAGGAAAUUGCAAUGACUUGUCGGAAACAGAUGAGGGAAAUCCUCGGCUGCCUGGAGUUCCUCCGCCGGGGGCAGGGUCCGGGGGACCCCACACUGCGCCAGUCAGAGAAGAGGGCUUCCAUCUCACUGUACAACUCUGUCUGCUUCAUGGUCUUCUGUGGCUCCCACAGCUUCCUCGUGCCAGAAUACACAAAGGAGGUCACAAAAGUCAGCCAGGCUGUCCUGAAGGCCAAAAUCCAGAAGCUGGCUGCCAACCUCGAGACCUGCACCAGGGCGAUGGACGAAGUCUGUGAACUUCUUGAGUCCAGGACAGAACUUUCCCCACACACAAGGAGACUCAACUUGGGUGCUAAAACCACUGCUGAGAUCCUGAGACCAUCCAGCUGA